Cydia splendana is the source of this 1671-nucleotide messenger RNA. RefSeq names its product ionotropic receptor 75a-like. Bases 59 to 1654 code for a protein of 531 amino acids. The transcript has 13 exons. The record is from RefSeq and is a predicted model, not a curated record. Lineage: Eukaryota; Metazoa; Arthropoda; Insecta; Lepidoptera; Tortricidae.
UGAAAAUCUCUUAUUUAAUGUAAAUCACAAGUGGUUGAUUAUUGAUACUGAUACUUGGAUGUCUAAUAUAUCAACAGUUUCCUACGUGGAGAUGAAUGAAAAUUUUUCAUGUUUAUUGGAUACAUUCGAAAAAUUAAAUCUGAGCGUAGAUGCCGAUGUCACACUGUCGCUACAGAAAGGAUCUGAAAAUAACAUUUACGAUGUAUAUAAUUUUGGAAAACUACGCGGAGGUAAUGUCGUGGUGAAGAAACUGGGAAAUUGGCGAAACAAAGCAGAUUUGAUAAAUCAUUUAAAUGUUUACAAAUACUACAGAAGAUGGGACUUCGAAAAUUCAACAAUUAACUAUGUCGGAGUUAUGUCAACGCCGCCAAAAGUAUUUGACGUGAACAUGCUUAUAGGGGAUACUCCGGCUCCUGGGGUUGCUGUUAUGACCACUACAGGCACCAGAGUGUUGGUAGAAAUAGCACAACUACAUAAUAUCAGGUAUAAUUAUACGAUUGUUGAUAGAUGGAUCGGGAAAUUUGAGAGAAAUACUACGCCAGUGGCUGCGACUUUAGUAUUCUUAAAAGAACAAGACAUCACGCCGAUACUACGCGUGCCAUUGGAAAUUUUCCAAAGAGUAGACAUGGUGACGCCGCCUGUAACUUCUAUUGAGACAAGAUAUUACUACCGUAUCCCAACCACCGGUCCCGGAAAGUUCGAGAACCAAUUCCUACGUCCUCUGACUAACGGCGUGUGGGUUUGCGUGAUAGCUGUGAUUUCUCUGUGCGCUCUGAUGUUGUUUCUGACGGCCAGAGCCGAAAGGAGACCAGCCGCUGUACAGUAUGCUGUAUUUACUGUGGCAGCUACGUUUUGUCAGCAAUUUUUUCAAGAUGGUGAUAAUGAGGAUCCAAGACGAGAAUCGUCUGCUCGGCAGCUCACAGUCCUAGUGACAGGUGUAUCCUGCGUCCUCAUAUACAACUACUACACCAGCAGCGUUGUCAGUUGGUUACUGAAUGGGCCACCGCCUUCCAUCAACUCUCUGCAAGAACUCCUGGAAAGCCCACUAUCGCUGAUAUACCAGGACAUAGGUUACACUCGUUCGUGGUUACAGAAUCCGACGUAUUACUACAAUAAAAAGAAUGCUGAAGUGGAGGAUAAAUUAAGGAGGUUUAAAGUAUUUAAGAAGAAGAAGGGAGAGCCCUUACUGGUACCUUUGGAGGAAGGCAUUGAAAUGGUGAAAGCAGGAGGCUACGCAUACCACACAGAAGUAUACAACGCUAAUAUGUUAAUAUCUCGCAAGUUUAACCAGGAAGAGCUGUGUGAACUCGGCUCCCUCCAAUCUAUGGAAGAAACACACCUUUAUAUUGCUGUAUCAAAGAACAGUCCUUAUAAAGAGUUUUUUAACUGGAAUCUUUUGCGUAUGUACGAAACUGGCGUGGUCUCUCACCUUCAGCGUCAGGCCCACAGUCCUGAGAUUUCUUGUGGAGGCAGCUCUCCAAGAGCCUUGGCUCUCGGUGGUGCUGCUCCAGCUUUUCUGCUACUCGCUUUUGGAUACCUUCUGGCUACGGUCAUUGUUCUUAUAGAAAGGCUUGUCGCGAGGAACGAGUUAAGAUUAAUCAGAAAGAUAAAAGAUCGAGUACCUGUAGGGGCAGAACUACUAAAGAACUGUUAGAUGUAGAUUGAGCAUUG